GAACCGGAAGUGGGGUCGGAGGCGAGACUUGGUGAGUGCCGCUUCCGCCGCGGGAGGAGACUGGUUCAGAGGACUAAGCGCAUGGACUGGAAAUCGGAAGGGAGUGCUCAGAAAACAGAGUCACGGGUGCUGCAGGAGCACGAAAUUGCCCUCGACAGCCCAGGUGAAGAUGGCGUCUCUGAGAGCUUCCAGCUUCUACAGAUUGACGUGGGAUGUGAGCAUUGGGAGCAAGAGGCCCUGCCCACAGGCAGUGCGGCUUGGUGCUCGAAAAAUGUCCAAAGAAAGCAGAGACACUGGGAAAAGAUAGUUGCGGCAAAGAAGACUAAAAGAAAAAAAGAAAAAGAAAGAAGAAAAGCCAACCGUGUAGAAAAUUCAGGCAUCUGCCCCCAGCACAGCAAACGUUUCCUGAGAUCCCUAAUCAAGGAAAGACUUUUGGAAGCCAAGCACUCAGGCCCAAGACUCUGUAUCGAUUUGAGUAUGACCAACCACAUGUCUAAGAAGGAGUUAAGUAGACUGGCUGGACAGAUCCGAAGGUUGUACGGCUCCAAUAAAAAAGCUGACAGGCCAUUUUGGAUCUGCCUCACUGGCUUCACCACAGACAGCCCUCUGUAUGAAGAGUGUUUGAGGAUGAAUGAUGGAUUUUCCAGUUAUCUGCUAGACAUAACAGAAGAAGACUGCUUUAGUUUAUUUCCUCUGGAAACCCUUGUGUACCUGACUCCUGACUCAGAACAUGCUCUUGCAAAUGUUGAUUUAGACACAGUUUACAUCCUUGGUGGACUUGUGGAUGAAAGCAUUCAGAAGUUCUGCAGGGAUUACUCUGAUCUUGACCAAGGAGCUUUUUUUUUUUAAAUGGUUGGCUGUACUGGAUCUUAAUUAUGGCACAUGAGAUCUUUAGUUGUGACAUGUGAGAUCUGGUUCCCUGACCAGGGCUCACACCCAGGCCCCCUGCACUGGGAGCCAGGAGUCUUAACCACUGGACUGCCAUGGAAGUUCCUACCAGGGAGGAUGUCAGCAUUCUUGCCAGCUAUUGGUUCUUUGUUGAAAGAGUAGUUUGCUCCUUCUUAGGUCAUCUUCCCUGUUGACAGAUGUCUUACCCAUAAUCUCAACCGCAAUAGAAUCGUCCAGGUUUCUUUUGUUGAAUUUGAAUUUUAUGAGAAUAAUUGGAGUUUUGAAAUGCACUUCUAUUAUACAGGUAUUUGUUGAGAUAAUUUUUUAUGCUUAAUAAUUAGGAUAUUCUGUAGAUGUAAAUGAUGAUAUAAUGGUUAAAAUGUAUAAACAGGAGCACAGUGAAAAAUAAGUCUAUCUCUCAUCUCUGUCUCCCAGUGUCUGCGUGUGAGGCAGCCAAGGUUUUCUUGUGUAUCUCUUGAUAUAUUCUGUGACCACACAAGUAUGUGUUUAUGGGUUUUGGGGCGUAUUAAAUGAAUAUAUUUUUUCAUA
Molecule: messenger RNA, 1437 nt
Organism: Cervus elaphus (red deer)
Lineage: Eukaryota; Metazoa; Chordata; Mammalia; Artiodactyla; Cervidae
Gene: TRMT10B
Product: tRNA methyltransferase 10B
Exons: 8
Coding region: 82-849 (255 amino acids)
Biological process (GO): tRNA N1-guanine methylation
Cellular component (GO): nucleoplasm; nucleus
Molecular function (GO): tRNA binding
Source: RefSeq, a predicted model, not a curated record